AUGGACCCGACUAACCUGUUUGACACGCAGUUUGUCGUCAGCCAGAUCGACCCUGAUGGCAAGAAGUUCGAUCGAGUCUCGCGAAUCAUUGCCUCGUCGCCAUCACUCGAAAUGUCGCUCUCGAUCGACAUUGCCACCGACGUAUGGCCGGUCACAGAAGGACAGCAGCUCACAUUCCAGCUCGCCUCGACAUUGAAAAAGGAGACGGCAGCCACCAAGGUCGAGGGCGCAGAUGGAGAGACGCAAGAUGCAGCGGCACAGGCGGCCGAGCGCGAUGCAUGGAGGCUCGACCAGCCUGGCAACGGUGGUAUCGCUGACGACUUUGAUUACGUCAUGUACGGCAAGAUUUACAGGUACGACGAGAAGGUUAACGACGAGGUGACCGUGUACGGCUCGUUUGGUGGAUUGAUGAUGGCGCUCACGGGCAACUUUAGGCAUAUGAGCAACAUUACCAUUGGCUCCAAUGUGUACUUGCUCAUGCGCUGA
Sporisorium graminicola is the source of this 486-nucleotide messenger RNA. RefSeq lists its product as uncharacterized. Gene Ontology annotation, molecular function: DNA-directed RNA polymerase activity. Gene Ontology annotation, biological process: DNA-templated transcription. The record is from RefSeq and is a predicted model, not a curated record. The coding region runs from base 1 to 486 and encodes 161 amino acids. Gene Ontology annotation, cellular component: RNA polymerase I complex; RNA polymerase II, core complex; RNA polymerase III complex. Lineage: Eukaryota; Fungi; Basidiomycota; Ustilaginomycetes; Ustilaginales; Ustilaginaceae. The transcript is spliced from 2 exons.